GCUUCCUGCCAUAUUGUGAUCUCACGCAAGCUCCCUGUGAUCGUUUCCGAAACAGCAAAGCAAGGGUAUAACGUUACGCACCGCGGUGUUGAUACUAAUCUAAAACUCUCAGUAUAUUAACACUACUUUAGUUAAUUUGUCGGUGUAACAUUCAUAUUUUACACUGUAAGUAGGAGCUAUUGCACUGGCGGUGUCUUCAUGUUGCGCUUAGCUCAGCCACCUUUCCACACAGCGAGCGAAUUCGAUGUAACGUUACGUGCAUUAUGCUAUUCCAGCAGCUGGCCAUUACUCUUCUGAUGCACAUAGGCAGUAGCUCUUUACUGAUGGGGUCCUGAUAUUUAUGGACAGGCUUUCUGAAUAGAUAGCUCCAUCCUAUACCUUCUCCUUUCCCUGAGCCAGACGAGCGCAGCAAGAGGUGCCAUGCGGGUGAGUUUCUGCCAGGGCCUUCUGACUGGAGCCAUCGCUCUGAACCUGCUCAUCCUCUACUAUGUGUCCCAAGCCCAGCAGCAGAUGAUGGAGAAACGCCGGGACCCAGGAAGCGGCUCCAGGAAGGCUGCCUUACCUGCUUCCGGGCUGGAGGGCGGCAUGGGGGGCCUGGUAGGGGUUGGCGCGGGGAUGGUUGGCGCUGGAGGUGUCGGGGGAGAGGGGAACAGCCGCGGCCCUCGUGUGACUAUCCUCCUACGGGAGUUUGAGGACUUUGAGAACUACGUCGGUGAUGUUGCACGCUCCUUCCAGCACCAGAGACCUGAGCUGCCCUUCCUGGCUGUGUCUGACACCCCGCCCUACCCCCCUCUGUCUCUCCCCGAGGGGGCCCGUCUCCUGGUGCUCUCCCCCAGCCCCGAGCAGCCUCCGCAGGCCCACCGGCCAGAGUUCCACGUCCAGACAGAGUUUGUGCUGCUUGUGCCUGACGGGGUGGAGCUGGAGCAGGGCCGGGCUGUGGAGAGGCUGAUCCGGGAGCUGGAGGGGGAGGGUGCGGGGCCCGUGAGGCUGGUGGCUUCCCCAGUGUUGGCACGCUCGGCCGUCCAGUGCCUGCACCUGCGGGUCAGUCUGAGAGAGUGGACGGCCACCUACUCCACAGCGGCGUCUGGGAGCAGUGGUAGCGUGUGUACAGCCCUUCAGGGGGACGCAGUGGUCCUCAUCCGCUCUGAGGACCUCUUCAACCUGUCUGUCCCACUGGGGAGGCCCCUGCUGCCCUCGCUCUUCAUCCAGACGUCCCUGCAUGGCUGGAAGGUCAAGCUUCUGGAGAGCCCCUGCUUCUCCCCCAGCCACCGGCCUCUCUUUAGCUCAGCCCACAACCAGUGGAAGGCAGACAGCCAUCUGAAGGAGGCCACUAGCCAGCUGAUGAGGAACUUUGGGCUGAAGCGUCUCCUACUGGCUGAUGGGAAGGAGCAGUGGCAUGGUUGUGGGAAGGAGACUGAGCGUUGCUUCGGUACGGUCCGGGAUGACACCCCUGAGUACCUGUACCUGGAGCGCUGGACACCUCCCUGCUGCCUGCGCGCCCUCCGCGAGACCACCAAGUAUGUGAUCAACAUCCUGGAGAGCUUCGGGGUGCGCUACUGGCUGGAAGGAGGCUCCCUGCUGGGGGCGGCCCGCCACCAGGACAUCAUCCCCUGGGACUAUGAUGUGGACCUGGGCAUCUACCUGGAGGACGUGCCUAACUGUGACUACCUGAAGAACCUGGACUCUGGUUCUCUGGUGGACGCUAACGGCUAUGUGUGGGAGCGGGCAGUGGAGGGGGACUUCUAUAGGGUGCAAUACAGUGAGGCUAACCACCUCCACGUGGACCUGUGGCCCUUCUACCCGCGGAAUGGCAUCAUGACCAAAGACACGUGGAUGGAGCACAAACAGGAUGUGGAGUUCCCCGAGCAUUUCCUGCAGCCGCUGGUGCCAAUGCCGUUCGCCGGCGUCACCGCCUACGGCCCGAACAACCACCGCGCCUUCCUUGAGCUCAAGUUUGGGGAGGGGGUCAUCGAGAACCCCCAGUACCCCAACCCUACCAAGAAGAGGCUGGAUAGGAGCCGGCUGUGAGGGAGGGGUGUGGCUGGGACCUUUGGAGUUUUCAUGUGGCCCAC
Messenger RNA from Salmo salar (Atlantic salmon), 2072 nucleotides. RefSeq names its product ribitol 5-phosphate transferase FKRP. Gene Ontology annotation, cellular component: Golgi apparatus. NCBI's taxonomy places the organism in Eukaryota, Metazoa, Chordata, Actinopteri, Salmoniformes, Salmonidae. The record is from RefSeq and is a predicted model, not a curated record. Gene Ontology annotation, biological process: protein O-linked glycosylation via mannose.